This is a messenger RNA of Penaeus indicus, 3565 nucleotides long. RefSeq names its product inactive hydroxysteroid dehydrogenase-like protein 1. The transcript has 7 exons. The record is from RefSeq and is a predicted model, not a curated record. Bases 266 to 1243 code for a protein of 325 amino acids. Gene Ontology annotation, cellular component: mitochondrion. NCBI's taxonomy places the organism in Eukaryota, Metazoa, Arthropoda, Malacostraca, Decapoda, Penaeidae.
UGCGUCAGACUCGUCCUGGAGGCGAAUGGUCUGCUUAGUACUACCUUUUAAGACACACAAAAAUACUCCUAAAGAAAACGAAACUGAUAGAAAUAAUAUAAAGAAAGAAGAAAGAAAAUUAGAUCCAAGGGGUAUAGACUAGACAAUAGUCUAAAAACCCUAUAAAAGAAGAUAGAAGAAAGAAGAAUGGUCUGCUUUUAAGGGGCGUUGAGAUUCUUAGAUUCUGUAUACCUGGAAAAAAAAACAAUUUUAGAAAUCAUUCGAGAUGGCCGUGGCUGUGGAUUCGGCGAAAUACCUGUUAGAUGAGAUUCUGCCGGUUUUGAAACGUGUAGAGGAGGCGUUUGCUCUUAUCGGGAUCUAUUACGCUGGGUCUGUGACUGUCAGGGUCCUUUGGAAGGUCACGAAAGGGGUCAGAGUGCACUUCUGGUCCAAGCUGUGGAAGAAGGACUUGGUUGGAAAAUAUGGCAGAUGGGCAGUCGUGACAGGCUCAACUGAUGGCAUAGGAAAAGGCUAUGCUAAAGAGCUUGCAAAAAAUGGAAUGAACAUAGUACUUGUCUCCAGGUCUUUAGGGAAGCUGGAGAAAGUGGCAGAGGAAAUUGUGGCUGAGUUUGGAGUUGAGACAGAUGUUGUUCAAGCAGACUUUUCUUUGGGUCGUCAUGUCUAUGAUAAUAUUGCAAGACAUUUGAAAGACAAAGAAAUUGGCAUUUUAGUUAACAAUGUUGGAACACUGAUCACUCCAAGACUAUUUGAUAAGCUAACAGAUGAUGACAUCUGGACCUAUGUGAAUGUGAAUGUAGCAUCAGUGCCAGCUAUGACCAAGUUGGUGUUGCCUGGAAUGUUGGAAAGGAAGAAAGGAGCUAUUAUCAAUAUUUCCUCAGAAGUGGCUUACUUUUCGCUACCGUACCUUCAGAUGUAUGCAGCAACAAAGUCCUUUGUCAGUAGCUUCACUCGAGCUAUUGAUGCAGAAUAUUACUCAUCAGGGAUUACAGUCCAGUGCAUAGAGCCGGCAGGUGUGUCUACCAACAUGAAUGCUUUUGAUGAAAGGAUUCACAGGCCAGGAUUCUUCACUGCAACCCCUGACCAUUUUGCUGCAAGUGCUGUUGCAACCCUUGGCUACUCUAGCUGCACCACUGGUUAUUGGACUCAUGGGCUUCAGUUGUCUUUCCUGCAGCUUUUCCCAGAGUGGUUCAUAGUAAUGAGCUUCAGGUACAUGGUGGAGUUCAGCCAAAAGAAGUUAAAAUGAAGUGGGUGUAAGUGCUGCACUUACUUCAUGGCCACCAAAUAGAUCCUUCCAAGCAAACGAGAAUAAUGAGAUGGAGAGAACGAUUGUAAUGAGAAGUGCUGCACUUUAAAAAUAUAUGUGGUUUGAUCAGUUGAGAUUUGUCACGAGAGGAUCGUCGAGUGAACUUGUUAUUUAUUGAUUAUUCUUUUCUUGUUUUUAAGAGUUUUUAUUUGAAAGAGGAAAAUGGGAAUAUCUUCUGUGUUUUAUGCUUUUGGUGGUUAUUAGUCGGAGAGGGUGACAGUUUGCUCGUCGAAAGUCUGUAUUGUAGAAAGGAAGAUGGAAGGCAAUUAAUUAUCUUAUUUUUGUGUGAUGAAUACAGGGAUGGGUUGUAGUCAGUUUUGUUUAAUUUUUACUUUAUUUUCUGGACUUAUAAAUAUUGACAGAUGAAUAAUACUGGAAAAAAUAUAUAUAUUACAGUUUUCUCAAGUCAUUCAUAGAUUACCAUCAUUCAGUCUGUUGACCCAUACAUAAUUUAUGUCUGUAACCCAGAAAUGUCAUGAUUUUGCAUGAAUGACUUACUGGCAGCUUGAUUAAAUAGUAAACUAGAAGUUUUUAAGCUACUUUUGCUUAAUAUUACUUGCAAUGACUUGAGAGCUUUUGUUGGGUGUAUGUUAUAUUGAAUUAUAUAAAAAUAGGUGAUUACUCAAUUACUCUUCAGUGCAUGCAACUCAUUUGAUAAUGAUUAAGAUAGAAUGUCAUCAGAUAAAUUAGGAAUUAAGGGAGAGAUUCAUGUUUUUAUGUAAUGGACCUUAUUGCCUUUAAAUGGAAGCAGCAAGAUAUGGUGGCAUAGACUAUGAUGCAUUAAAGUCUAACAUUCCACUACAGAUAAUGUAUAUAUUGUGAUUGUUGAUAGUACAUUGUUAUCAUUUAUAUAAGAGUUUAAGGAAGUAGCUUUGUGAAAGACAUUAGCAAUCCUAUUGUGGCAAAAUACAAAAUGGGACAAGCUUUGUGUGUUGUUCUGGUUUUAACUUAACAUGGAGCAUUGCCAGCUUUCUUGCUAGGCUUUGAAGAUUUGCUUGACUAAAGGAAAGUGCAUUGUAGAUUUUUUUGUUUGGUGAAUGCAAGGUUGGAAAUUUGAAUUUCAGUUUGAAUGGUAAAUGAGACAAAUGUAAAGCAAGAACCAGUUUUAGUUUCCUUCUCCAUUGAGAGUUGGAAUAAAAGAAGAAAGAAAAGAAGAGUAAUGUAUCAUAGGUUCAUUUUGCUGGAAGUUUGAAUAUUGUGAGUAUUGGACUUUAAUCCAUAAACUGUGACAUGCCUCAUGAGAUGUCCUUUUGAUAGCCAACAACACAUACUCAAGAGAGUUGGUUGCUCGUUGAAUUUGACACAUAUUUAUAAUGUUUUGGCAGGAGUUGAUGCUGAGAUCUCCAGCAUCCCCCAGGAUACAGUACCUCAUGUAGGAGCUGCUACUUAGGUGCCAGUUUUCUAUGCAGCUUUGCCUGGGUUAAUGGGGAAACUUGUAAAUUUGAAAAAUUGUAUCUUGGUUUAUGUCUAGAUGUUUUGACUUUUCAGAGCAAGAAAUAUAUGCCUUACAAAUUAAGAAGUAUCUAGUCUUGUUAAAACUCUUCUUUGACACUUUACAGGUUAAGGGAUGUGUUUGAAAAAGAAGUGUAUAUAAGUAGUUGGUUGGAGUUCUCAUAAAAGUGAGAUUUAUUAAUGCUAACAUGCAGGUUGUAGACAUUUACAGAUUGUUUAAUUAUACCAUUGUAGAUUCAUUCAUGUAUGUCUCUUAACUUGCAAUGAUACAAAGUAGGUAAAUGUGCGCCUGUAACUGUCACAUCCAGAAAAUUAUUUGCUUGUGAGGCAAUCUGCAUUUUCAUAGCUCAGUUUCAUCUGUCAUGCACAAGUAUGUAACCUGCAGGAUAUAAUCAUUGUGAUGUUUGUUGAUAGAAUAUAACCUUGAAGAUGAAUGUAUGGAAACAAAGUCAGGCUGUGAAGAACUUUGCCAAAUAAUUGUAAUGGUAAGAUUAAUUUUGGUAAGUCUUGUUGCUAUUGUUGUUUAACUUUGUGAAACCAGUAAGAGUCAGAGAUGCCUUGAAGUACAAUAAGAGUAAUUUGUUAUCCACUAUAAUGGCUGACCAUUUUGUAAUGGGAUAGAGAGGGUGUUUUAAAGGUUGUCUAUUUUAUCCACUUAUCAUCUUUGAUAUUUGUUUAUUUAUGUUUUUUAUCAUGAUUAUUUUUUGUGUGUGUAAGUAUGUUAAUUUCAUGAAUAUUUUUUUGAUUCCUCAACUGUUUAGCCAGUUGGAGGGUAUUUGAUAAUCAUGAAUAAAUGUCCUUUGUAGUAAU